AAAAUAAUCGGAAUCAAACGGCACCCAGCAAAGAGAUUCUGAUUUACGGAGAUCAAAUGGACAUGAAUUGCCGCAAAUCUUGAAAAAGACCGUGAAAUUUUGAAUCUUUUCUUCAAGCAACUGCGUUAAUGUCAAUGUGAAGUUUUAAUAAUCAUCACCUUAAUGUCAUUAUCCAUUUCCUUCUUUUACGAUUAUUAUUAUUAUUUCCCCAAAUCGUACUCUAUAAUUUCCUAACCUAUUGGACAAGGAAAUUUCAGCGAUUAAGAAGAUGGUUGUUGUUUCCCUUUGCUAUCACUUAGCAUUGGGACCUUCCAUGGCGACAAAACCCUUUAUCACCAUGGCCGAACAGCCCAUUGCGCCCGAUCUCUAUGUCGAUCGGUCAACUUUUCAUCGUGGGUCGUCUUCUUUCUCUUCAUCUUCUGGCCGUCGCGAUCUUGUUUUUGUUGUUAAUCCCCGCGGUGCAAAUGGUAAGACGGCGAAGCAAUGGAAGAAGCUCGUUCCAUAUCUACGCACUCGGCUUGGUGAACAUUAUAAUAUAUGUGAAUCUCUGACGUCAGGUCCUUGCCAUGCCAUUGAUAUAACGAGGGAGGCAAUUCGGGAAGGUGCUGAUGCUGUGAUUGCUGUAGGAGGAGAUGGAACUUUUCAUGAGGUGGUUAAUGGCUUCUUUUGGGCUGGAAAGCCUAUUGUUAAUAAUGAUGGAGAAGCACGUAAAUCAACAGCACUUGGUAUUAUUCCCUUGGGGACAGGUUCGGAUUUUGCAAGAACAUUUGGUUGGAAUAACAAUCCUUUUGAAGCUGUGGACCGUAUAGCCAAAGGGUUGAGGACCCGAAUUGAUGUUGGAGUUGUCAAUGAAGAUAAUGGGGAGAAUCAUUACUUUGCAAAUGUUGCAGACAUUCAUUUGAGUGCAAAAGCUGGUUUUUAUGCUGCUAGAUACAAGAAAUUUGGAAACUUAUGCUAUGUGAUUGGUGCUUUGCAAGGCUUUAUGGGACACCAAAAUAGAGAUUUUAGGAUUAAGGUUGAUGAUGGUGAAUGGGAGCUGUAUCCUCAAGUAACUGCUCUAUGCAUUGGAAAUGCUAAAUACUUUGGCGGUGGUAUGAAAAUUGUGCCAAAUGCCGAUCCUUCCAACGGGAGUCUAGAGGUAGUAAUUCUUCAGGAUUUCAAGUGGUAUGACUUUAUUCUGAAUUUGCAUAAAAUAUACAAUGGGACACAUUUGACGGUGAAAAAUGUAACAUCAAGAAGCGUUCGUUCGAUCGAAGUGGAAGAAGUUUCUUGCAGCGGCAGCAUAUAUGUUCAAUCUGAUGGGGAACACUUAGGGUUUCUUCCAAGGAAAUUCCAUAUUCUACCAGCUGCCAUUGAAAUGAUAUGCUGAACAUGAGCUCUUUUGCAGAGAGAGAGAGAAACAAUAAGCAAAAGCUUCAUAGCCGUAGCAUCCUUUUUUUCUCAAGUGGACUCCUCUCUCAAAUUAGAGUAGACAAAGCAAGCUGUUAUUUUGCUUUUGUUCAAUUAGCUACAGUUCCUUUUUGUACCAAAGCCUUCUUUAUUUUUAAUGCUGUUGUAAAUGUAACUGGCAUUUUGGCUGAGUUUAAUCAUUUCACCUAUUUUUUUAUAUGUAUAAAAAAAAAAGAAAAAAGAAGAGAUUUUACAACCUUACUGUACAAGUUUCAAAUUGAUUUA
Molecule: messenger RNA, 1674 nt
Organism: Cucumis sativus (cucumber)
Lineage: Eukaryota; Viridiplantae; Streptophyta; Magnoliopsida; Cucurbitales; Cucurbitaceae
Product: sphingoid long-chain bases kinase 2, mitochondrial
Exons: 12
Coding region: 269-1369 (366 amino acids)
Biological process (GO): phosphorylation; phospholipid biosynthetic process; protein insertion into mitochondrial inner membrane
Cellular component (GO): TIM22 mitochondrial import inner membrane insertion complex
Molecular function (GO): ATP binding; kinase activity
Source: RefSeq, a predicted model, not a curated record